Messenger RNA from Pestalotiopsis fici W106-1, 393 nucleotides. RefSeq lists its product as uncharacterized. The transcript has 3 exons. Bases 1 to 393 code for a protein of 130 amino acids. The record is from RefSeq and is a predicted model, not a curated record. NCBI's taxonomy places the organism in Eukaryota, Fungi, Ascomycota, Sordariomycetes, Amphisphaeriales, Sporocadaceae.
AUGUUUGCAACACUUGUGCGCCGAAGCGCAGCAGAUUCAUUCCCGUCAAAGUUGAGGAGCACAACAAGAUCGCCAUCAAGCUUAAUCUACACAAGUCGAUUCAGGCCAAAGAAGAUAUGGCCUCCCGACUUUUCCAAGCUGUCGCGGAAAGAGCAAUUCCGAUUCGAGAAAAAGUACAAACGUAGGGUAAAGCUCGCGACAGCACGGCCGCGGUGGGAUAAAUACGUAAAGAUGGCUCAGUUGGUUACCGUGACCGGCGUAACUGUCUAUAGCGUGCUAUUUAUGGAUUGGAACACGGAGCAUCAACCAUUCCAAGGGUUGCGCGACAGCUUCUGGGCUGCCCUAGAGUCAUUCUCUCCUACGAAACGAUACGAACGAAAGAAUGCCGAUUAA